Aaosphaeria arxii CBS 175.79 is the source of this 939-nucleotide messenger RNA. Its product is annotated as mitochondrial carrier. Lineage: Eukaryota; Fungi; Ascomycota; Dothideomycetes; Pleosporales. The record is from RefSeq and is a predicted model, not a curated record. Bases 1 to 939 code for a protein of 312 amino acids. The transcript has 4 exons. Gene Ontology annotation, biological process: mitochondrial citrate transmembrane transport.
AUGGACAAAUCGUCACCCCCAGCUGCGAUCAGUAUACUGGCUGGAGGAUUGGCCGGUGCAUCUGAGACCUUAGUAACAUACCCAGCCGAAUUCGUGAAAACACGACGACAACUCGAAAACGUGACCCUUGGAAAGAAAUCCACAAGUUCAUUGACCAUCCUUCGGUCAACCUUGCAGAGCGUCGGUCUCAGUGGCAUAUACGCAGGCUGUCAGACCCUCGCUGUCAGCAAUGCACUGAAGAGCGGAGUGCGGUUCUUCUCGUUCGAAACUGCGAAACGGCAAUUGACACCCUACUUUGAAAAAGGUGCAUCGCAGCACACUGGAACCACAGCGAAGAACCCGUGGCUAAAUCUUGUCGCUGGACUCUGCGCAGGCGCAACAGAGAGUCUGCUGAUCGUCACUCCCGGAGAGAGCCUCAAGACGAGAGUUAUCCAUGAUGCAGCGUCGGGAGGACAGUUGGGUAAAUUACCUCUUGCACGUAUUGUAACACAGACUGUUCGACAACAUGGGAUACUCAGCCUUUGGAGGGGAUUCACUCCAGUGCUAUGCAAGCAAGGCACGAACAGUGCCGUUCGCUUCACGACUUUCGGUGCUCUGAAGGACAAGCUACAGGAGAUUUGGCCGAGUUCGGUGAAUGGAACGACCGCGACCAUGAUUGCUGGUGCAGGUAGCGGAGUUGUCACGGUGUAUGCGUCAAUGCCAUUCGACAACGUCAAGACGCGUAUGCAAGGCAUAGGUAGUUCGAAUGGACGAAUGCUUUCUGUCGCGGGGCAGAUGCUUGCGAAUGAAGGCGUCUCUGUGUUCUGGAAAGCUACCACGCCGAGACUCGUGAGACUUACUCUUUCGAGUAGUGUGACUUUCAUGGUCUACGACAAGGUGAUCAAAAUUUACAAUGCAGCAAUGACGGAACGGCAUGCAGCAACCGCUAAGAUGGGCUAG